GUUUGCCAUUGAUUUGACACUAUAUUAUCAAUUGUUAGUUCAUCAAAGUUGUGAUAUAUGAUUGAAUCCAAUAUUACCGUCCGAUAUAUAGACAAUGAUUGAUACGGCCAUCAGCGGCGGCGGCGGCUUUGCAAUGGUAGUCGAACCACGAUAUGCACCGCUGGCCAAACCAUUGUGUCUGCAGAGACUCGAACGGGCACUUCGUUUGGACGGUUUAGUAGCACAGCUCGAGAGGACACUCAACGAUAAGAGUUUGGAUAAAGAGAUAAACACAACGGUCUCUAAACAGCAGUCGAAAGCAGUGAAGACACGAAUCUAUAAUUUGUCGAAAGUCAAGAAAAACAAGAAAUGGCUUAAAAAUAUACUUUUGGACAAAACAGACGACGACUCGUCUGAUAAUUUGGACAUUGAAUCUGAUCUGAAAGACGACGAUUGUAUUCGCGAAAUGCUUCGCUUUCAUAGACUCGAUAAGAAAGUUCGCAAAGAGUGUAGCCUUCAAACUGAUCCGCAACAACAACUCAUGCAAUAUCAACACUACAGUACAAGUCUAUUGAAUCCAAUUCAAGAACAGUUUAUAGUGUCAAUCAAUACUAAUAAGACUCCAAACAGUCGAUCAAAAUCGACCAAAGUUUCUGUGUCUAAGUCUAAGAAAUCUAAAACAACAACACCAGUAGUUGGUGUCAUCUCAAGCGUUACGACCAAUGGGGCAAUAGAAGUGAAAACUGAAGACACAAACACUUGUUUAUCCACAAUUACUGAUCCGCUGACACUGCUGGACAAACCGAUAAAAGUGAAAAAGAUUGGAUUGGAUGACAUCACAUACGAUACACAUUUGCCAAAAGAAAUACUUGAAACAAAAUGUUCAAAUACAUCGCCAUUUGUGGAACUAUCGGUCACUUCUAGCUAUACUCAGUCAUCAAAUGUAACUAAUCUAUUACCCGAAGAUAUCUUUGACACUGAAGAGUCUUUUGGUUCAGUACUAUCUCAGACAUUAUCACAGCAAACACCGACACACCCGACGAUGACUAACUUUUCGAUACCAAAGUACGCUACAGUUCCGACAACCCCGACUUGUUUAAGUCCAUUGACAUCACCAAUAUUACCAUCGAAACGAUCGACAAAGAAAAAAACAUCGACGACUACUUCGCUGAUGAGUGACGAGUCCACUAUGAAUGCCCGCCGAAAAAGUUUAUGGAUUACGAUUGCCCGCAAAGAGAUACCCAAAGUUUAUAAACAAAAACAAAUGUUGCGAAAGGAAGCGUUGAUGAACUGCCAGACGAUUGCCAAUUGGUGUCAACGGGAACAACUAAAGCGAACGCUUAUCCAUCAGAAACAGUUAGGUCGCCACCAAUACCCCAGAGCUCGACGACUGACCAAAGAAAUGUUAGUCUAUUGGAAACAGUUUGAUAAAGUGAAGAAUGAGUAUAGAAAAAGACUUAGAAGAAGGCAUAGGAUUUAUUUUACCGAAAAUAAUAUCAAAAUCAAAAUAACUCUUUAAGAUAACUGUUUUUUGUUUGUUUGUUUCACACAUUUAU
Molecule: messenger RNA, 1535 nt
Organism: Oppia nitens
Lineage: Eukaryota; Metazoa; Arthropoda; Arachnida; Sarcoptiformes; Oppiidae
Product: chromatin-remodeling ATPase INO80-like
Exons: 4
Coding region: 95-1498 (467 amino acids)
Molecular function (GO): DNA binding
Source: RefSeq, a predicted model, not a curated record